Fusarium vanettenii 77-13-4 is the source of this 1360-nucleotide messenger RNA. RefSeq lists its product as uncharacterized. The record is from RefSeq and is a predicted model, not a curated record. The transcript has 2 exons. The coding region runs from base 224 to 1213 and encodes 329 amino acids. Lineage: Eukaryota; Fungi; Ascomycota; Sordariomycetes; Hypocreales; Nectriaceae.
CUCCUUUCGCUCACCUGCUGACACUGACCUUGACCCGACCCUGGUCACGAGAGUUUGCUCACCAGGGGCUUCAACAUACUCACUUCUCUUCUCACUUCCUACACCAUGACGUGGACGUCUAGGCUAUAGAUUUGUCUCGUUUCAUUCCCGGCAUCCAUACUUUCACUUACCUCGACUGGACUGAAGCACGCAACCAGCUCUCUUGCUCUCGCACCCGACGACCAUGGUGUCCCACAUCAGAUCAUUUGCGCCGGCGUUUGAGGAGGUCAAGGUCGCUCAGAUCACCGAGAGCAGGAUCUCCAACGUGGUCGCCAUGCUUCCUGUGUCGCUUCAAUCAGGCCCGAUCCGCUUCCUUCGCCGCAGUAUCAGUCUUCACACCCUCCGCCCAGGCGUCGUAGUCCCCGCUGCGCAGUCAAAACCUCGACCUCUCUCAGAAGCUGAUGCCGCAGCUCUCAAUGCUGAGCCGCUCGAGACCGGCAUCCUGACGCAGAGAGAUGAGCCUCAAUAUACGGAAGCCGAGGCUGCGCGUCCGCACGGGAUGAGUCGGGUUCUCUAUUCGGAAACUAAAGACGAUGAGCAGGUUGUUAGAGCCGCGUCUGGCAUUCACUGGAAGUUUGCACGGCAGGGGACGAAUCUCGUCAACAUCUCGAUAGAUGGGGGCAGGCCCGCUGUGACAGAGGAGGACAUCACCUUUGAGCGCAAGGCCUUUGUUGACGGCGUGACAUAUCUCCUUAAAGCCUUACCGCAGGACCUCGAUGACUGUGAACUGAAACGGGUACAAAGCGCUCUACCACAAGACGUCAACCCACCGAAUCUAAACCGAGGCCAACUACAAACGAGCUCGAGCCGAGCCGGGCCCAGUCGAAAACGCUCGAUUCUUCAUCGCGGAGUCCAGAUGACUGUCGUCAACCUGAUCUUCUUCCUUAGCUUCCUGAUGCCAUACCUGCUGUAUCUCAUACGAUGUGCUGCGAGACUGGAGCGGAAAUACAAGAUAUCCGAGGUAGUUGUUGGUCACGGCAUCGACUUUGUCAACUCGAUCGGGAAGCAGAGCGCCUCCUUAACCGAAACGAUAGGCCAGAUGAACGACGGCAAGGUUGGACAAGCUCUUUUGGAGGCGUUCGUGUGGACUGUAGAUGGGGUGACACAGGGCAUCUCUGAUGGUCUUGGCGAGGGUCUCUCAAUCGUGGGAUCCAGGUCAGUCCAGGUCGCUUAGAAGGAAGACCUCGUACGGCCAAACAAUAUGGUAAAUUUAGACAUAGACGUUGGAAACCGGGAACAUAGAAGUCGCCUUUGGUUGUCGACAAGCAUUGCGACGCGGCGAUAUGAGAUUCAUGAAUUGAUUAACAUGCAUGAUGCUUCU